GCCUCUCCGACCCUCUCUCCCUCCAUCUCCUCCGCGUCCCCCUUGCUUCCCUCUCCGCACCUUGUCCAUCUCCCUCCUUUCUCCUCUGCUCUCCUUUUCUUCGCGGGAUGGACGCGGCUGCUUUGGGUGCUGCCGCACUGGGCUCGGCCGUCCUCGGGGCGGUCGCCCUUGGCCCGGCCGUCCUCGGGGCGACCGCUCUCGGGGCUGCCGCCGCUGGCAUGUUCCUUUCAUACGCCGACGUCUUGGACUUGGUGCGCAGCAUCGAGGAGACCAAUUCAAAACACAUCACAACCCUGCUUAGUAUUUUCCUGCAACGCCGGCGUUUCCAUGAGACGGUCGAUCGUAAGUUGCUUGAGUCCAGCUCCGCCUUCAACAGCUUCGCCAAUGAAGUGAGUAUCACCGACCUGGCCUCAAUUGCUCUCUCCAGUAAUUCAGAGAUGGCCAGCCCUGCUCUUGAUCUUCUGAUUCAGCGGCUUUCCUCCGACGAGCUCAUCGAGCAUGUUCUUCUUCUGGCCGAAAGUGAUGUGCUAGAGGAGCGCCUACUCGGCCUGCAGGCACUCUUUACCGUCGCUCAUCAGCAGGACUGCUUCCACAAGUACCUCAAACACGGUGCUGCUGACACCAUUUGCGCCGCCUUCCUUCGGUCGACCGACACCACCUCCCAGCGUUUGGCUUCUUUUUGUCUGCUGAAGCUCGUCUACGGCUCAUUCGCGUUCCGUGGUUAUCUGUUCCACACCGAGGUGGUGAACAAGGCAUGCAAUAUCGUCCUACAGGAGUCCAACACCUUGUCCCCCCUGUUCGAGCGCUGCCGCGACUUCAUCUUCACUCUUUCAGCUGAGGGCCUGAUCGAUUGCCUCGCCACCCCGAUCCCAAUGACCCUGAUCAAGAUGCUCAUCAACGGGCCGACUGUCUACCAAUCCUUCCAGAUCCUGUCGUCCCUGAAGUCGAUAUUGACCCGUAUCCAGCCGAGUGAUGGUGUCUCCACCAAUGUCAUCCAUCCUCUGGUGGAGCCAUUCUUCCGCGCGAUUGACACCUUGAAGUCCAGCAUCUUCGACGAACCAAACCCACUGUACCGCGAGAGAUACCGUGCGAUUGCUCAUUGUCUAUACCUUCUCGUGAGGAUGGGCCUGCCGACCGGCACGCGUGUCAAUCAAAUGCUCGACUUGUCGGCUCUCUUGCCACAGCCUGGCUUCUUCAUGGAUGACAUCAUCAUGAACUAUCUGAGGGUGCUCGAGCUGCUUGCGCCGCAAAUCUAUCAUAUGCCAGAUACCCAGCCCUUUGCGCGUGUCCUCUUCAGCGUGUCGCUCCUGAUGCACACCGGGUUGCCGGCUGGCUCGAACAUCAUGGGGCAAAUUUUCCUGGUGCUGCACGCUGCCAUUCCCCGACUGCGUGAGGUUCUCGACCGUAACCACUUCCUUAAAACGGUAAGCCAUAUCCGCAAUAGGGCCUCCCUCUCUUGGGGCGACCGUCAAACGGACUUCCGUCAUCCAUAUGAGUGUUUCCGUCAUUUGAUGCUCAAUUUGGCGGACUCAAUUUAUGAGCAGGUCGACUUUGACGAGGAGGAGCCCCUGCUCUUGCUGCAUGCCAUCAUGGUUGCCGCUCCCGAAAAUUUGCAGGUGGACAUCCCGUCGGCCGCGCACCGCUCCCUUCUCAAGCUCUUUGAGCAUGCAUCCAGCCUGUCGCACAUCCCCCAAUUGGCGGACAUUGCCCGGAAUGUGGCCUUGCGUACAUAUCUUUUGGGUUCGGCAUCGACCUUCUCCUUGAAUCUGGAUGCCCUUCAUGGGUUUCUGGCCAUGUCCAUCUUUGGGCCGGCCGCCAUGGAUCUCGUCUACACCGCGGAAACUCAUGUCAUCGACUGUGACUUUGCCGUUGAUUCAUCCAGCGAUCAAGACACCGACACCGACGACGAGGACGAGGACGAGGACGAGGACGAGGACGAUGACCGGAUGCCGACCUUCCCCUUCCUGCUGACUAUGGACCUCGUUCAUCCUGGCUCCUCGGAGGAUGAAGACCGGCAUGAUGCCUCGGCAGAUGCCACCUCCAUCCUGGAUAGCUUGAUGACGACCGGUCGCUUUUCUCCCCCGCCUGUGCCUUUCAAAACAAACUAUCCCCAGAUCCUGUGGCAUGUGGCACGGCAGGCGACCAACCGCGAUCUGCUCAACAUCUUCCUGGCCUUCGAGGCGGGCUGCUGCUCGGAUGUGGUGGCCCCACCGCUCGGGGGCCCGAAUGCCCCGGGCAAGCCCACUCCCAAGCACUUCCUCCGCCUGUUGGACUUCGCCGCCAGCCGGGCGGCCGCUCUCCUGGACAUGUUGGCCGAGAUAUCCCUGGCGGCCAUCGGCAUCUCUGACAGGCUCGAUUCCAACAACUUGCCGAUUGUGCAUGAGCAUGUCCUGAUUGUGGGCUCGAUCUUGCUCAAGUGGCUGCAAUUCAUCUGCGAAGCCCCCUUUGACUUCUCGGUUUCCGAGGAAGCCGGGAUCGACGCCGAAGGGGAGAUUACUUUUGGGAAGUUCGCCGAUCUUCUGCCACGCAUGCUUUCGAUUACGCUGGCUGUGAUCGAUAGCUGCACCAUCCGCCUGAGCAUUGAUGGCCCGUCUGCCAGUGAGUGGUGCCUCCUCUUGAUGGGCUACUGGCGGCAUUUGGCCCCGGUGCUGAGCGUCUCAGCUCCAGCGCAUCAGCAAUCCCUCCUCCAUGUGGUUGAUAUUCUCAUGGCCUUCCGCCAGGAAGGACUUCUGUCCGACGAGGGAGACCAUUAUAAUGACCUCAUCCGGCAGAUGACCCUCCUCCUGCCGGAGGAGGCUGACCCUCCCACAGGGGAGGUUGGGCUGCUGUUCAUUUCGACCGAGUACUCCCACUCGGUCCUUGUGGACGGUGCACUUUCCGAUGAUAGCCCCCGGGUUCCGACGAUCAUGCGGCUUCGGCGGCAUUUGGCACGUGCGCAGAUGGCCACCACGCGCCGACGCCCUGCCACCUGGCAGUCGGCCAUUUGUCGCCGACCGGUCCUUGGGGCGGCCACCAUCUGGUCGGUCCUGCAUGUGGGGCCUAGCCAGCCCCAGUGGCCAGCGGCGCUGGCGCUGGCGGCAACCCCCCAGGUUAACCGGCUCCUGGCUGCCGGUGUGCCUGCACCCCGGCUGGACAUCUUCCCGGUCAAUGAUCCGGCCCCCAUGUUGAUGGUGGCCCUGCAGCAGGCCGACUUCUCCACCUGCUUGACGGCGCUGCCGCUGGAUGAGCUGAUGACCGGGUUCACCGUGCGAAAUGGCCUGCAAAUCUGCCACCAGGAAUCGUAUCCUCUCGGGUGUCCGCCAGGCCGGAUGUUGGUCUUUUUGGGGGACGCUUCGAUGUCCGGCCGGGGGACUCUCUGUCGGGCUCGGAUUUUGGAGCCGGUGAGCGCUUCGGACAAGCACUCGCACGGGUCACGUCUGCUGGACUACGAGCAUGUGCUGCCGGUGCCGCGCCCGAAAAACGGCCCUUCGUCUCCUGGCUGCGCGGUCUUUCGGGUGCAUUUGCACGCGCGCAUGGGCGCCGAUGUCAGCAUUGGCUGGCUGAAUUUCUCCGAGACCGGCGUGAUCGACCCACACCGGCUGGAACUCCUCCACACGAGGAUCCGGGACCCGCACAUGAACCCGCUGCUUCCGUAUAUGGACCACUCGAUGGCCAUGCUUCGUCUGAUGGUCAGCCCCUCGGGGCGGUCUUUUGGCGGGGCGGGUGCCGGGCCGCAGGCCCCCCGGCCGAAGGAAGGUUCCCCCAUGGCCUACCUCCAGGUGUCGCGGUUCUUCCGGUCGUCGAUGAAUGACACCUCGCGCUUGGUCGAUGACUUUUGCAGCGAUGCCGAUGACGCGGCUCUGGACCAGCGCUUUGGCUGUGACCUGACUUUGGGCAUCUUGCCGUUGUCCGCUCCGGAGGUGAAUCUCGUUGUCGAGGCUCGGUACUUCCGCCACACGGGCACCGUGUCCUUUGCCCUGAAUGGCCAGUGCCUUGGGGCGAUCUUCUGCCUGAAUGAUUGGACCAUGCCGGUGGAGCCCCUGGACCAAUCCCUGGCGAGCGGCUUUUUCCCGAGCUCCAUGCCAUUCUUUGUGCCACUGGUGGUGGGGUCGGCCGUGUCGGAGGUUCGAAUUUUCUCCGGGCCCGCCGGUCCCGAGGAACCAGGGACCCGUCUCUGGUGA
Fonticula alba is the source of this 4160-nucleotide messenger RNA. RefSeq lists its product as hypothetical. The transcript is spliced from 14 exons. The record is from RefSeq and is a predicted model, not a curated record. NCBI's taxonomy places the organism in Eukaryota, Rotosphaerida, Fonticulaceae. The coding region runs from base 108 to 4160 and encodes 1350 amino acids.